GUGCUGCACCAGUUGAGUAGUCCUCGACUUACGACCGGUUGAGUAGUCCUCGACUUACAACCGGUUGGGGGUCGCGGCAUUAAAAAGGUUGAGAACCACUGUUCUAGCUAAAGAUUAAAGUCCUAAAUAAGAGGCUUCUGUAGAAACUUAGAACUCUGUAUUUAGAUCAAGUCUGUCCAAACUUGGCAACUUUAAGAUCUGUGGAUUUCAACUCCCAGACUUCCCCAGCCAGCAUGAAAAAUUCUGGGAGUUGACGUGCACAAGUCUUAAAGUUACCAAAGUCUGGACAUCCCUGAUUUAGACUAUCUUGUAAAAGGAAACAGAUUAUCUCCCACUUUUAUGAAAUGAGUAUUUUUUUGUGUUUGCAUGAUUAAGGAUGUUCCAAAAGCUUUGAACUCUCCAAAGUUAUUUUGGAAAGCUGUCUUUUGGUGCCAUCUUCAGGCUUCUUUUUUAUCGUAUAUUUUUAUUAAAAGUUUUUUUUUCUUAAUAUGAAAUACAAAAAAGACAAUGGAAAAAAGGGAAAGCAGAUAGAGGGGAAUAAAAAAGAAACAGAAAACAGUGACUUGCAACCUUUUAAAGUGAAGUAAGAUACAUAAUGAUGUUACAGUAUCAACUUUUUAGUUAUACCAAAUAGUAAACUACUAACCAUUUCUAUAACAAUAACUAUCAUCAGGCUUCUCAGCGUUUCUUGACCAGAAAAUCUAAUAAAGUGUCUCUACUUCACACCACCUUCCAAUUGUCAAAUACUUACUACGGUAGUCGUGUACAAGACGAUGCUUUAAAUAAAUGAAUAAAGAUGGAUUGUAACUGAGGCCCUGGGCCUGAAGAGUGCCCUUCCCCUGGCUGGGGAUGAUUGUUUGGGUAGUGGCAUGUAUUUGAUUUUUUGAUAAGAGUAUAUCUUCUGCACUUUUAUUGUAAGGUGCCUAGAAUCAAGUAAAACUGAGACAGGCACCUAUGGAUGGAUAGAUAGAUGGAAGGAAGGAAGGAGAAAGAAAGAGUGAGAGGAAGGAAGGAGGGAGGGAGGAAAGAAAGACAGUGGGAGGGAGAAGAAAGAAAGAAAGAAAGAAAGAAAGAAAGAAAAGAAAAAGAGAGUGGUAAGGAAGGAAGGAAGGAUGCUAGGGAGGGGAGGGGAGGAAGGAAGAGGCUCUUAGCGGGCAACUGGAGAAGGACGAUGGGACUUGUAGUUCCCUAGACCCCUGCCCCUCUCCUCCCUUCCGGGCUUCAGAGGCCCCCGGCGGGCCGCGUCUCCUAAGGCGCUUCCCCCGGGGACGGCCGAACGCCGCGGGACUACCCGUCCCAUGCGCCUCGGCGGGAGAGAGCGAUGGGAGGCGGGACGCGCCGGGCCAGGCCUCGCCCGCCCGGAAAUGAGCGCUGAGGCGGCGGCCGGGGGACGAGGCCGGCGUCGGGCCUGCUCUUCCGGGAUGCGGCGGAGGCGGCCGAGGCGGCGGUCCGGGCAUGAGCGACGUGGUGGAGCGGACGCUGAGCGCCUUGCCCGGCUGGCUGGGGCAGCAGCGCGAACCCGCGGCGGCGCUGGGCGGCGGCGGCGGCGGAGGAGGCCCGGCGCGGCCCGGCCGGAGCGCCGCCACCUCGCGCCUGGGCGGCCUAAUCCGCAGCAUCACCGCGCUCGCCUCCAAGCAUGAAGAAGAAAAACUUAUCCACCAGGAAUUAAAUAAUUUAAAAGCCACUGUUGCCGCACCAACUACAACUCUGAAAUUGAUGAAGGAAUGUAUGGUGAGGAUGAUCUACUGUGAGAUGCUGGGCUAUGAAGCCUCUUUUGGAUACAUCCAUGCCAUUAAGCUCGCACAGCAAGGCAAUCUUUUUGAGAAAAGAGUUGGUUAUUUGGCAAUUUCUUUAUUUCUGCAUGAAAACCAUGAGUUGCUGGUUCUGCUGGUGAAUACAGUGGUGAAGGAUUUGCAGAGCACGAAUCUCAUGGAGGUGUGCAUGGCCCUCACAGCGGCCAGCCAGCUUUUCCCGCAAGAAAUGAUUCCCGCUGUCCUUCCGCUCGUAGAAGACAAACUCCAGCAUUCUAAGGAAAUUAUUCGGAGAAAAGCCGUCCAGGCCCUGUACAAGUUCUACUUAAUUGCACCCAAUCAAGUCCAGCACAUUCACGACAAAUUCCGGAGGGCGCUUUGUGAUAGAGAUGUGGGUGUCAUGGCCGCAUCUUUGCACAUCUACCUGCAGAUGAUGAAGGAAGAUCCCUCGGAAUGUAAGGAUUUAACAAGCAGCUUUGUAACCAUUCUGAAGCAGGUGGUUGGAGGAAAGCUCCUUGCGGAUUACAACUAUCACAACACUCCAGCCCCUUGGUUGCAAAUCCAGCUUUUAAGAAUACUGGGGCUACUUGGAAAAGAUGAUCCGAGGACCAGUGAAUUAAUGUAUGAAGUUUUGGAUGAAUCUUUAAGGAGAGCAGAAAUCAAUCACAACAUUACCUAUGCGAUCCUGUUUGAAUGUGUCCACACCAUUUAUACAAUUCACUCCAGAUCUGAUCUGCUCGAGAAGGCCGCCAAAUGCAUUGGGAAAUUUGUCUUGUCUCCUAAAAUUAAUUUGAAAUAUUUGGGAUUAAAGGCUUUAACGUAUGUCGUCCAGCAGGACCCCAACCUUGCACUGCAACACCAAAUCACAAUAAUUGAGUGUCUGGAACAUCCUGAUCCCAUCAUUAAAAGAGAGACCUUGGAACUUCUGUACCGAAUAACCAAUGAACAAAACGUCACUGUCAUUGUACAGAAGAUGCUUGACUACAUAAAUCAAAGCAAAGAGGAAUAUACCAUCAUCAACAUUGCUGGAAAAAUAGCAGAGUUAGCUGAAAAAUAUGCUCCAAACAAUGAAUGGUUCAUCCGGACGAUGAAUGCCGUGUUUUCUGUGGGAGGAGAUAAAAUGCAUCCCGACGUUCUGAACAAUUUCUUGAGACUUCUUGCGGAAGGCUUUGAAGAUGAGAAGGAAGACGUUCAGCUGCGGUUUCACGCUGUCCAAUCUUACCUGUCAUUACUAGAGGACAAAAAUGCAGUUUAUCCGCAGAAAUUUCUUCAAGUGAUGAGUUGGGUAUUGGGAGAGUACAGUUACCUCCUGCAAAACGUGGAUCCUGAAGUUGUUUUAGCAAGUCUGUAUCGGAUCCUUAAAAGCAACGCCACGUCUGAAACCAAAGCUUGGAUCGUGGCUGCAAUUUCUAAAACGGCUUCCCGUGCAACUGGUUCAAAGACGGUGGAGAAAUUCCUCUUCGAAUUCAGCGCAUCCUUGGAUACCAGCAUGAGGCAGCAGGCGUUCGAGUUAAAAUACCUUUACCAAAAUAAGGAACUGAUGAAGAGACUGUUUCCACUUGAUGCGAGCUGUAAGAACGUUGUGGUGGAUGCUUCAUUGUCUUUCUUAGACGGUUUUGUGGCUGAAGGACUGGACCGGGGUGCGUUGCCAUACAAACCUCAUCACCAAAGACAGGAAGAGAAGCUGUCCCAGGAAAAAGCUUUGAACUUUGAACCCUACGGGGACUCCUUUUCUCGGAGCUUCCCUGCAUCCAGAAUUACCGGCAGGCUAUCUCCAACCGGACUUUCUCUGGGCUCGGAUAAUAGUGUGGAGACAGGACAGAAAGAGAACAACAGCCUGAAGCUUGAGGGCGUAAAGAAAUUGUGGAGCAAAGAAGGCUACCUCCCCCAGAAGAAAAGCCCAGAAGAACGAGAAGAGAUAACCACCGAGGCUGCUCUUCAGGGCGGCCCAUCAGUAGAGACGGUGGCCGGCACUUUCCCACUGCAACCUAAGGAAGAAACGACAGAGGUCGCAGAACGGACCAAUGAGAAGCAGCGGCUGGCUUCAGCACUCUUUGUCGGGCUAGGGUCACAAAGCAGCACCAAUCUGAUGGGCAAGGCAGACUCCACAGCCCAGAAGUUUACAAGGAAAUUGAAAAUGAACGAAGCCUUCCCUAAUGAGAGCUCAUUGCCUAUGGAAAGCUCAACCACCACUUCCUUAUUUCCGGAAGCGUUAACUGAAAAGAAGGACCUUUUUCUAAACAAUGGACAUCUCAAAUUCAGGAAAGCUUCCCUAAAUUCUGCUGAAAUGCCGGAAUACAAAACGGUGCUGGAUCGCUCCCAUUCGUUGCCGGAAGGUGAGUUGAAUGAAAAGUCGCUGGAUCACCAGUUUUCGCCAUCUUCUUUAUUUACCCACGGUCACAUGGACGUUUUUCAUCCUUCCCCAAGUUCUCCCACUAAAAUUCGAAAGCAACUUUUGCAGCUAACUCCUCGGCUACCAGAAGAAGCAAGCCAGCAUCCUCAUUCCGACAUUUCAGAACUCUGCAGCAACGAAUCCCUGCUUGUGUAUUUUUCUAAGGUCUGGAAAGAGGACUGUUUUCUGGUUUUUUUAUUUCUCGCCAAUAAAAGCCCUUCCGUUCUGAAAGACGUAAGGCUGGAAUUCCAGCACUCGGAACAUUUUAAGAUGGUGGACGGUCUUGACUGCCCACUUGCUGUGAUAGAAAAUAAGAAUAUAGAAAGCUUCCAGAUGUAUGUAGAGAUGGAGAAACCCUGUUCUUCAGGAAAAAUCUUUGGUUGCAUCAGUUAUCCAUUAGAAUUGGAGGUCCAUCUCAGAUUUUCUCUCUCUUUAGAGCUGUUGGAUUUUAUUAGACCAAUGAAGAUGAGCACGGAUGAAUAUGGAAAACUGUGGCUCUCCAUUUCAAAUGAAGUCAAACAAAAUCUAAAGGUGGCACCAUCUCAAGGUACCCUGUCCAUGAUGCUAGACAUCCUUCAGCAAAAACUGAAGCUACAUAUUGUUGAUAUCAUAGGGAAAUGGGAAUCCCUGCCACUGAGCACAAAGCAACUGAUGUGGUUCCGGCUAAUGAAACCUUCCAAAGAACUUCCAGGCAUUGAUUUUCCUAAAAGUCUUUUAUUGUUACAAAAUGUCGGCACAGGCACAACGGAGGGAUGCUAGGAUCUAAGUUCUCUUCCUCUGAGCAGUUAAAUUAUCAGCGUGUUCCCUCCCUAAAUUAGCCGUCAUAUCUCACACUAUCCAAUUAGUGUGAAGGUCAAAGGUUCCCUUUCGUCUAGCUGUGAAACUGCUUACGGAAUUCAAAUGGGCCAUUUUUGAGUUUUGCAAUUUACUGCCUAAGACCUCUAAAGUAGCCCACUAUUUAUUUGAAUGAAUAUCUAUUUAAAUUAUGGGGGGAGGGGGGUUAGCAGGCCAGUGGGGGCAGACCGGCACAGCUGAUCCUCCUCAGCGCAUUUUUAAUAUUCUAAACAAUUGGGGAAAUUACUGAAGCCAUAAAAUUAAGAAUAAAAAUGAUGAAUAAGUGUGGUGUUUCAACUGCGAAUGAACAUCUGCAUUCAUUUUGAGAGGGGUCAGGAUUCUUCCCACCCACCCCCAAUGUGCCUUACCCUUUUUCUUCAUGUUCUGAGAACUAGCUUGCCAAUGACGGGCACUGAGUUCAGACCAGUGGCCGGUUUGUUAGAGAAAAACAGACUGGAAUGAUAAUAAUUCAGUUAAUAAGCACUCGGUGAGAAAACCAGAGUUUAGAUAGUGGGUGUAGGAGAUGACCAGGUGGAGGGCAGGAUCAAAGGCAUCAGCAGUUUGGAGACUGUGUGUUCCCACAAGAGACCGAAGUCCAGGCCCUUGUGAAUUCUGUUGACUCUCAUCUAGGACCAAUUUGGCUUGACCGUUAGAUCAGAUUUUUGUGUAUAGACAACAUGAAACAAACUUUUAGUGCUUUGAACUGCCCUAUUCAACUUCAACAGAAGACAACGUUUGUAGCCUGCAGUUGAACUGAGGGGUCCUUGGUGCUCUUUGAGCUUGGUCAUUUUCUUGCAGAUGUUUCAUUACCUGACUAGGUAAUGUCAUCAGUGGUAGGGAUGUUACUUAGUCAGGCAAUGCUAUGUCUGCAAGCCAACAACCAAGUUCAGAGAGCAUCUAGGACCCCACAGUUGAACCAAGAGCUUACACAUAUUCUCUUCUAUUGAAAUUUUGAAAUUCACCUAGAACUGGAACACAAGACAUCUCUUUAUCUGGUACCAUCAACUAGGACCUGCCUUAUAAUUACGCUGUCUUAAUUACAUAAAGACUGGAUUUGCUCACCUGUGGCUCGAUCAGAUCCCACUUACCACCAGGAUUUAUACAAUAUGUUAAGCAUGCUUAGUUUUAACAGUACUUUUCCUAGGGUUGAAUUAUCCUGGUGGGUACACCCCGCUUAUUUCAUAAGUUAAUACUUUAAUGCUUUAAUGCAAAGCCAGAACACUAUUUAGCUGAGUAACCAAAUUAAGGCUUUUCCUAAUGUGACCCCCUGUGGGGGUCAAUAUAUUUCAACUCUGCAUCUGUGUGAACUUUAAAUCAAUGGAUCAGAAAGAGCAGAGGACAUUCAGGGCUAUUAUUGAUACAAGCACUGAGACUAUAAUUAUAGAUAGGAGAGAAAGGAUACGAAAAGUUCUUUAAACGGAACCUUCUCAAAAUAUUUUCUUCGCCCUUCCCAUAUCAUAAAUGCAGACUAUGUGAGCAUCUGUGAGAUUCCCAAAAUAUUUUAUCUCCAGAUGGCCGAAUAAAGUGUACAAAUUGUUACAGGGAUUUUUCCCCCCCAUAUGGGAUGGUUCAGCUAUGUUAUUUGCAUGUAAAUAUGGUUCCUAUUCAACACAGGCACUACAUGCAUGCAGAUAUACAAUGCUCAAAGCAAAACUUUGGUAUUUGUUCCAAGAUGCAAGAAAAAUUAAACUUGAACCUUCGCUACUAAAUGCUGCAGCUGAAUUAAUAAAGACUACUAAACUUAUAAACCAUUGCAACAAACCAUGGUUACGUGAUCAAAAUUUGGGCACUUGGCAUGUGUUUACAAUGAGGGCAUGUGAUCACCAUUUACAAUCUUCUCAGCAAGCCAAAUCAAUGGAGGAAGCUAGAUUCGCUUAACGUCCAUAUGACUUGCUUAACAACUGCAGUGAUUUGCUUAACAGCGGUAGCAAAAACAUAAAAUUGGUUAUGGUUCAUUUAAUGACCACUUUACUUUAGCAAUUCUGCACUGUAACUGUGGUAUGCGGCUGCCAAAAAAGCCAACACAGUGCUAGGCUGCAUUAACAGAUGAUAGAAUCCAGAUCACAUGAAGUGUUAAUACUGCUUUAUAUAACGUCUUGGUAAGGCCACACUUGGAAUUCUGGCAGGUGAAGUCCACACAUCUUAAAGUUGCAAGCUUGACGAACACAGCUUUGGUAAGGCCUUGGUAAGGCCACACUUGGAAUACUGCAUCCAGUUUUGGUCACCAUGAUUUAAAAAAGAUGUUGAGAUUCUAAAAGAGGGCAGAGAAGAGCAACAAAGAUGAUCAGGACUGGAGGCUAAAGCAUACAAGGAACAGUUGCUGGAAUUGGGUAGGUCUAGUUUAAUGAAGAGAAGGACGAGGUUUGCAUGACAGCAGUCUUUGGAUAUCUCAGGGGCUGCCCCAAAGAAGAGGGAGUCACUAUUCUCCAAAGCACCUGAAGGCAGGACAAGAAGCAAGGGAUGGAAACUCAUCAAGG
Molecule: messenger RNA, 7454 nt
Organism: Crotalus tigris (Tiger rattlesnake)
Lineage: Eukaryota; Metazoa; Chordata; Lepidosauria; Squamata; Viperidae
Gene: AP4E1
Product: adaptor related protein complex 4 subunit epsilon 1
Exons: 21
Coding region: 1456-4902 (1148 amino acids)
Biological process (GO): receptor-mediated endocytosis; intracellular protein transport
Cellular component (GO): AP-4 adaptor complex; membrane coat
Molecular function (GO): cargo adaptor activity
Source: RefSeq, a predicted model, not a curated record